Mollisia scopiformis is the source of this 1223-nucleotide messenger RNA. Its product is annotated as RTA1-domain-containing protein. The transcript is spliced from 3 exons. Gene Ontology annotation, cellular component: fungal-type vacuole; plasma membrane. The record is from RefSeq and is a predicted model, not a curated record. NCBI's taxonomy places the organism in Eukaryota, Fungi, Ascomycota, Leotiomycetes, Helotiales, Mollisiaceae. Bases 131 to 1108 code for a protein of 325 amino acids.
CCCAAGUUUAUUAUGUGAUCAUUUGCGUUGUAUACGUCCCGUUCGAAAAUCCUUCACAUCGAAAGCUGUUUGUCAUUGAGCAAUUCUCAGCACUGUUUCUCAAAUUGUCGAAUCAAGCGAAACCUUCACCAUGGGGAAACACUUCGUCGCUGAGAAUUGCACGGCAAUUGGUCCGGCACCUUGCACAGUCGAGAACACUAUCUAUGGAUACUAUCCCAAUCUCGGGCUGAACGCCUUCUUCGUCGCUGCUUUCGCCGCUCUUGUAAUCCCUCAAAUCAUUAUCGGAACAUGGAAGAAGCAAUACUUCUACAGUUAUGCCAUCGCAUGUGGCUGCAUCGGUGAAGCCAUCGGCUAUGGAGGCCGUGUCAUGAUGCAUUCGAACCCAUACAAAGACAUCGCCUUCACAAUCCAAAUCUCCUGCCUGAUCUUCUCCCCCGCUUUCAUCGCCGCAGGCAUUUACCUCGUCUUAAAGCACAUCGUCCGCGCGUUUGGCGAAGAACGCUCCAGAAUCCCAGCAAGAUACUACACCUGGAUCUUCAUAACCUGUGACUGGAUCUCCCUCAUGCUCCAAGCCAUUGGAGGUGGCAUGGCCGGCGGCGCGAAAGACAACGUUAGCAAGCGAAACAUGGGGACAAACCUCAUGAUCAUCGGUAUCGUCUGGCAAGUCGGCACGUUGAUCGUGUUCGCUUGUCUCGUGACCGAUUAUGCCAUCCGGACGAGCAGAUCGUGGGGUAUCGUGUCGGCGGAUGCGAAGAAUCUGUUUGCGAGGCGCAGCUUCAAGGGGUUCUUGGUUGCUGUUGCUGUGGCGUUUAUUACUGUGUUCUUGAGAUGCGUAUACCGUAUUGCGGAGAUGGUGGGAGGGUGGGCGAAUCCUAUUAUGAGAGAUGAGACGGGAUUUGUUAUCAUGGAGGGAUUCAUGAUCCUCAUCGCUGCAUCGGUCCUCACGCUGUUCCAUCCUGGGUUUUGCUUCUCACAGCCUGGCCUGGCCCAGAAAUCGCCGAUGCUUGGAUCUAUCAGUUCGAGUGAUGUGGCGCAGAACGAGGCUGAGAAGGGUGUUUCUGCUCGCCAACCACGAUUCUUGAGGGUCUCGAGACAGACGAGUGAAUGACGGGUACGAGGUCAACGACGACAUCGGGAGAGGGUGGUCGGUGUGAAACCAAAGGAAAGGUCAUGGUGUUUUCCUUGUCUUUUGUUGUUUUGUUCACUGUAUCAUGCCGUGAUGG